Molecule: messenger RNA, 1830 nt
Organism: Zea mays
Lineage: Eukaryota; Viridiplantae; Streptophyta; Magnoliopsida; Poales; Poaceae
Product: retrovirus-related Pol polyprotein from transposon TNT 1-94
Exons: 3
Coding region: 362-1066 (234 amino acids)
Molecular function (GO): metal ion binding
Source: RefSeq, a predicted model, not a curated record
UCUCCUCAUCCUGUCUGCCCUCUUCCGCUCGCCGGUCCACCGCUAUUUUUUUGCUCGCCCUCCAACCUCCUGUGCACUCACUCUGCCCCUCCUCAUCCCUUCCAUCAGGAUCCCUGAAGUCCACCCGAUCCAAAGCUAGUUAAGGGAGAAUGGUGGAGGAGGCUGCCAUGGACCGGGGAGGCGGAGGCUCCCAUCGAUGGACUACGACGAGGAGUCCUCGCGUGCCUCCCCCUUGACACAGGUCCUCCUCGCAUCUUGCUUUUUUGGCUCACUCGGUUGGUCGUUAGGGUUUUGUAUCUCCGAUUUGGUUGCUGCUGUGUUGCCUCACCCCGAUGUGUGAUGACGGUGGUUGUCACCGUGGAUGCUUUUCAUAGAGUCGAUGGAGAGGCUGGAGCUCGGUGGGGAUAGGGACUGGUACAUGAAACUGAUGGAGCGACCAAGUGAGGUGGACUGCAUUUACUACGUUCGCUUGGGCUCAUGUGGCUACGAGGAGCGCUGCCACUACAACCACCCCGGCUGUGACCACGAUCAUGUUGCAUCAAUUCAGAUGAAGGCUGUUCUUACCCAGUUAGCUGUUCAAAAGACGUUGCAGAUGCGACCUACUGACAUGACUGAUGAUAAGUGCAACAUUGUGGAAGAAAUUGAGGAGCUGUAUAUGACGAAGAGUCUUGCAAACAAGCUACGUCUUAAGGAGCGUCUUUACACUAUUCACAUGUCAGAAGGUACAUCUGUGCAGUCACAUCUUAAUGAAUUUAAUUCAAUUAUUGUAGACAUUGAGAGUCUUGAUGUGAAGAUAGAUGAUGAAGAUAAGGUGAUUUUGUUGGUAGUCUCAUUGCCCCCUUCUUUUAAGCAUUUUAAGGAAAUUAUGUUUUAUGGUAACCAUACUUCACUGUCCUUUGAGAAUGUUAAGUCAAAUUUGUUGUCCAAGGAAAAAUUUGAUGUUGAUUCUCGUUCUGAACCCAAAGGUGAAGGUUUAAUUGUCCGGGGAUCUAGAGAUCAUAAAUCCAACCUUUAUUGUCGUUAUUGCAGAAAAAUACUCAUCAUAUAUCUCAGUGCCCCAAAGUGAGAAAUAAAGAGGAGAGAAAGAAAAAGGAAUUUGAUAAGUCUUCUAUUGAAGCCAGUUUUGUUGAAACUUUGGAUAGUGGAAAAGCUUUGUUUGUUGCCUCUGUUGAAAAGUGCUCUUCUUGGGUUCUCGAUUACGCUUGCGCUUUUCAUAUUUGUUCACAUAGAGAUUGGUUUUCUGAUUAUGUUCAGUCUCAUGCUGGUGAGGUUGUUAUUGGAGAUGGAUCCACAUGUGAGAUUAUUGGAAACAACUCUAUUUAUAUCCAAGUUCAUGAUGGCAGUAUUAAGAAACUUAUCGAUGUCCGUUUUGUUCCAAAAUUGAAGAGAAAUCUUAUUUAUUUGAGCGCUUUAGAAGCAAUGUGAUUCAAUUUUGCUGCUAUUGAUGGUGUUCUUAAGGUUUCUCGUAGCAAUCAUAUUAUCUUGAAAGGCAACCGUUUGAAUAAUCUCUUUUACUUGCAAUGUUCAACAGUUGAUGCUGAAUCUAUUUCUAUUGCGUUCUAGAAGAGAGGUUAUUUUGAUGAUACGAAGCCGUGCUCCAGUUCCAAGUCUAAUGAUUCCUUAGACUUGGUUGAUAUUCAAAUUUAGCAUCCUAGUGGUGUUUGGGAAACAAUUCUAUGGAUUUAUAGUCAAGGGGAGAUUUGUUGGAAUAUGCCUCUAAUUCCUUUUAUAUAUUUGGAAUGUCUUGGAAUAUGCCUUGGAAUAUUCUUUCCUGUACGCUUAUAAAUAUAGGCCCUCCCUGUAACUUGUACUCUGCGGUUAAUAGUGGAU